Molecule: messenger RNA, 436 nt
Organism: Paramecium primaurelia
Lineage: Eukaryota; Ciliophora; Oligohymenophorea; Peniculida; Parameciidae
Source: the annotation of a GenBank genome assembly
UUCAUGAUCAUGAAUAAAUUAAAUUGUUAAGUAGAUAUUUAGUUGAAGAUAAUGCUGAAGAUUAUGUAAUGUAUGAUUAGGAUAGAACAACUUAAACAGCCAUAAUAAACUCAGUUAUGAAAAAGAUAGUUGGAAAGUAUGAAAUAUUGUCUAGUGAAGAAGAACAAUCAAUCUUAAAAUCUAUUUAAUAAGUUAAUUAUUAUAUUUAUAAUAGAAAUUGAACCCUUCUUUAAUAGAAACUAUAUAAAUGAUGUUAACAAAAAAGAAGAAUCUAUUACCAGGAACAUGUGAAUAGUGUGAUUUAGAUUAAGCACUUAAAUUCCAUGAAAUUCAAUUUAGUCAUAGAGAAUAAGAGAGAUUCAAUUUAAUUUGUUUUGAAGUUUCAAAUUCUUUAGAUAUCAUAAAUUAUGAAAGAUUACUAACUUAUUUUAAAUGA